CGGCAGUAAUGGUAGCCAUGGUGGGAUUCAUGGUACUGCUGGUGGCAGCUCGGCGGGCGUUGCCUCGGACAGAGUCGAAAGUGUGGAAACGGAUUUGGCCAAAAUCGGGAACGGCGGGCUGACUCGGGCGGCGGAUGAUGGAGGGCCCGGUGACGUUGAUAGGCUGGCGGCUGGGCCGGGACCAGGUGGGCUGUACUCGGAGGCUGAGUUUGAUGACUCGGCGUGGAGGAUGAAGGCGCGGGCGCUGGACAACCGCUUGAAGCUGCAGCAGGACGAGCUGCAGCGGAGGUUGGAUCGCCUGCGGUCAGAGCUGGAGGCCCGCCACUCGGUUCUGGCCCACUCGGUCUCGCCGUCGGACAGACAGUACUCGGAAUCGCUGCGGCGGACCGUCUUGCACGACAACGCUGCCGGUAGCAGAGCGGCGAGCGGAGUCUGCGGAAGCGCGGACGGGAGCGGCGAGAGUGCGAUGGAGGCCCGCAACGAGAUGCUGCGAGCAGAGAUCAAGAUGCUCCGCUCGCUGUUGGAGAGUGUUGACGGCGAUGCAGGAAGCGGCGGGGUACCCGAGGAAGCGCGGCGUAAGAUCGGCAAGUAUGCGGUGUAUAUCCAGAAGCUGCAGCACAAGCUCCAGCGCCGGAAGGUCGAGGUCCGCGAGCUGCGGGCGUCCGAGUCGCGGCUGGUGGUCAAGCUGCAGGACCUCGAGUCUGCACUUGACGACGAACGUGAGCGCUCGGCCAAGCUGGUGGCCAAGAUGAAGGCCAAGCGCAAGGACCGCAAGUCGCGGCGAGGGACUGCGGCAGCGGUGCUGGCCGACGAGGGGGUGGGUGGCGAGUCGUCGGGCGCCAGCGAGUCGGGCAGCGUGCCACGGAUGCCGUCGAACCCGUUGUUUGAGAGCAUGGCAAGCGGGUCGGACGCGGCGGACUCGCCGGUGCCGAUGCGCGGAGGACGGCCGGCGUCGGGCAAGGCGUCGCGGCCGGUCUCGAUGGCGGUCAGCACGCUGGCAGAUAUGGCCGAGCUUGAGCGGCAAAUCAGCAGCCUGCAGACCGAGAACGAGGCGCUCAAGGUCAAGCUCGACGCCAACGCCACGUACCUCCGGGUGCGCAAGGCGACAAAGGUGGAAGACAUGAGCGAGGCGGAGCUGCGGGCCGAGGUCGGCGCUCUCCGCGAAGAGGUCGAGGCCUCGCACCUGCUUGUGGCGCGGCACAUGGACUCGGCUAAGGUCACCCGGGCAGCGCUCGCCAACGCCGAGGCUAAGAUCAAAAAGGUGGAGGCGUCGUCGCGCGGCAAGGUCCUCCGCGACAUCGAACAAUCACUGCAGGAUGCGCGGCUGCACAACAAGCAGCUGCGCGAUCGGGUCCACGUCCUUCAGACCAUGCUCGACGCCAACAUGAUCAACGCCACGCCGUUUGAGACGGGGUCGGCCACGCUGAUGCCGACUGGCAUCGCCGCCGGUGCCGCGCUCAACUCCUCGUUCAACACCUCGCUCACGACUGGGCCUGCACCGGAGCAGAUCAUCGAGCUCGAGGCCGAGCUCCCUUGCCAAAAGGUGCGCGCGUUUGAGAUCUCGACCUCGCUCGACGACGCCGAGUUUGUCGGUUCGACAGGUUCGCUGGCCAGCAGUAAGGAUCGUUCGGCCUCGCCUCAUGCCCAGCUCAAGAUGCUGCGGGUCGAGUUGAAUGCGGCAAACGUGAUGGUGACCCAGCAGCUGGCCGAGAUUAGCAUCUUGUUCCAUCUCGAGGCCGAGCUCAAGGACGCCGAGAAGCACACCAAGGUCCUUCGGCAGGAGCUCGCGGAGCGGUCCGAGGAGGCAGCGAGCGCGCAAUCCCGGGUCGCCGCCCUCGAGGAUGAGGUCGUCGGCCUCCGCACCCGUCUCUCCCGCUCUAGCCGCCGCAAGCUUCGGCGGUCGUUCAACGCGGUCACCGCGUCUGCGGCGCUCGCCCACGGUGCACCAUCGACUGACCCGGGUGUAGAGCCGGUCUCCGAUCCUGUGGCGGACGCCGCCGCGUCGGCCGAUCCCACUGCAGGCACGCCGAGUCCGUCAGCCAGCCGAGCCGACCUUGCGCCACCGACUGUGGGCAGCGAAUAA
Thecamonas trahens ATCC 50062 is the source of this 2083-nucleotide messenger RNA. RefSeq lists its product as uncharacterized. The coding region runs from base 230 to 2083 and encodes 617 amino acids. The transcript has 3 exons. The record is from RefSeq and is a predicted model, not a curated record. NCBI's taxonomy places the organism in Eukaryota, Apusomonadida, Apusomonadidae.